This is a messenger RNA of Ostertagia ostertagi, 411 nucleotides long. The record is from the annotation of a GenBank genome assembly. NCBI's taxonomy places the organism in Eukaryota, Metazoa, Nematoda, Chromadorea, Rhabditida, Trichostrongylidae.
AUGGACGAUCAGAUCGAUUGGGCGAGUUUCCAGAUGGAGUUAAAGGCGACAGCAGGUCAUAUUGACAAGGAGUAUGAGGUACAACAGUCAUUCUACAAUCGUCUGAGAAAGAAAGACGCUCAUGAGCCAUUUUUCAAAGCAAUUUCACAGCGAAUACAAACGGCACAGAAUCGUCUGAAAAGCGAUAUGAUGUCGUGUAAUGAAAGCAAACCGAAAGGAGGCAAGUCACCAUCAGCUAGCGGCAGUAGACGAUCAUCUACCGCGCUCACGCCAGUAUCACCAGACCAUGGAAGUGGCCCUGGAGGGCUUUUCUCCGCAAACCACAUCAGGCAUCCGUCACUGUCCGAGAUUUCCAAUCAUUCACACGAUAUGACCAGUGUGCCUGACUUGUCGCCGUAUCAAGAUGAAGAU